AUGAUCUUAAAGGUCUCUUCAAACCUAGAAAUUCUGUGAUUCUGUGAUUCUGUAAUUGGAUACAUUUUGAAUAUUAUUUUCAGACUUGUUUCAAACAUUUGUCAGCUCUAGCUGAUGGCUGCAGUUGAAGAGUAAUGGAUUGUUUUCAACUUUGUGAAUGGUGUUUUUCAGCAAGUGGAUGUUAGAAGCACUGAAAUUCAACUUGCAGAGCUCCUCAUAGCAAAAAGCACUUUUUCUCUCAAAAGGGUUGUUUGUGUUUUGGGUUAUUUUAAGUAGCCCACCCCAGUAAUCUUUAAUCCUGCAAGACUGGGAUUAAGUGCUAUGGACACAAAACCCAGACAUGUUUGUAUAUUUAUUAUGUAAGUAAGGAGAAUUAAAAAAUAAGCAUAUUCUUAUAGUCUACUAUGUGAACAAUGUUUGCAUUACAAAAAUGAAAGUAAAGAAGGAUGUUUUACUUUCUUUGCUAUCUGAGGCUUCUGUUAAGGAGAAUAAGGUGGCUGGCUGAGAAAAUAUCCCAAAUAGACUGUGAAAACUUUGAGUUUCACUUGGGAUCUUACUCUGUUUGGGCAUGCUAAUGCAUUAACACAGGACUUUGGGCAUCAAAUGGCACUUUAGCCCACCUCAUUUCCCAUAUUGACAUUUACUGUGCACACUUCUUGCCAGUUAGUUCUACCCUAUGCAAGCCCCUUUAUUGCUUUCAAGGUUUCUUUGUUAAUUCAGUUCUUUAUCCUCUGUUACACUGUGAAAAGCCCUGAAGGGCUGAGUUUUGUUGUUUGCCUAGGUGACAAAACAGGAUUUGUGUUAGAGAGCCUUAACGUGUGGCUGAAGUAAGAGUAUAUUCCAUUAAUAACUGCUUUUUUACCAUUUGGUAUUCUAUUUUCAAUUUCCAUGGCUAAAUCAGUGCUAAAAGCCUUUACAAAAUCUGCCUGGCAGUACAAUUUAUGAUUAGACCUGAGGGGUGAAGGCUAAGUUGGCAGUGUAUUUCACAUAAACAAGUGCUUAGAGUUGUGGGUUGAAAACGCAAUUUCUCUGGCACACAGGCAAUGUAGGACAUUUUCAAAGCCUAGACAAACUGAGACAAUGUUAAAAAAAAAAUCAAAGAAGGGAAUAUUUCAUGCUCUGACUUGUAAUUUUAAUUGUUUUGGGGUUUUUGUUGUUCUCACAUGCCAAGUUAGCAGCAAAAGCUUGCUAUUCUUUUACCUACAUUUUGAAGAUCAUGUGUAAUGCGUCUAAAUCCAAGUUCCUGAAAAGAAAUGCUUGCUUUUGGACCGUCUGAACUCUUCUAGGAACAUAAUGUACUUUCUUCUCUCAGCAAUGUGGUGAAAUAAGUGGGUUAAACCCCAGUACAUGUCAGAUUCUUCUCUGACAGGUUUGAAAUCUAACAAAUGGCUGAAUACGCUCCUCCUCCCUGUAAAGUAUUCUGGGGAGUGGGUUGAACAGGUUAAAUACAACUUCUUCAAGAUUGGCUGUAAACUCUUAUACAAGUUUCAAAUCUAUAUUCAGUAUCAUUAGAUUUGGUUUGUAACCUAUUCUGUCAGUAAUGAGUACCUUAAUUUUCCCUAUUAAGAAUAGGAAUACUUGUUUGUCUGAUUGACCUGGACAUUUCUCAAGAAAAGCAUGGACCAAAAGGAACCUUCUGCUAAACUUAUGUGUUCUUCCCUCUCUGACCUCCAAUUUCUUUGUUGAAAUAUGUUGCUGGGGAUUUUUUUUCCUUAGAACUUCAAUUUUUGAAUCAGCCUUUGGGACAUAUGGUUUAGAAUAUGGUAGGACAUCCAAACUACCCGGGAAAUAUUUUCACAAUAGCAAAAUCUUGUCUUGACAAAAUGCAACUGCUAAUGAGUAAUUACUGCUGAAAAUAAACGGCAGUUGAACUGAAUAGAUCAUUACCUUAUGGAAGUGGAACCAUGUGACAAACAAAUCUGAAAUCUCUGUUUUGCCCAAAUAGACAGUGGAAUAUCUACAUUGAAAUCUUGAACUGAAGUAGUUUUUUCUCUUCCCCUUACUUCUCCAUCUAAUGCUUUCAAGGGACUUCAUUUAUUUCUCAGCUCACAUUAACACAAUGGAAUUUUAGGUUGAAAAUAACUGGGAAACUUAAUUCAUAUGUUUCACAAAUAGUUGAGUUUUGUCUCAAAUAGAUUUUUAUUGUGUGUUUCACAACUGAGUUUAUAAAUAAACUUGCACAGUCUGCAGUUUAAUCAGGCCUAAUCUUUCCCCAGCACCCACAGGAACUGCCAGUGAUACAAACAUUUGGGAAUUCUGAUUGUAUAUACAUUGAAUUUUGAAUUGAAUCCUUUCAUCUCUCUCAGAGAAAUUCUUUCCUGUCUGUUAUCUAGAAACCAAAUUAUUGAAGUUAGUAUCCACUCUUCCUGAAGGGAAAAAGGAAAAUGUGAUUUUUUUUUUAAUACAAAUUUAUUAACGCACUUAUUGUUUGGUGGAAGCUGAGUCUUGUUGCUUUCUUUACUGUGUGUCCUUAUAGACAUCUUACUGAUGUACUUUAUUUUUCUGUGUGAUACACACUUGCAACAGUUUUUAAACUAAGUAUUUAUUGCAGUUGGAAUGUUUAAAUAUAAAUGUUAACACUGAUUAUUUAAAACUCUGAGAGGAUGUAUUUUGUGAUCAGGAUUAGUAUAUCCAAGUCACAUGAGUGAGUGUAAAGGUAUUUUCAGUUAAGCAUGUAGUAUUAAAAGCAUUUAGCACUUGACAGCCUAGAAAGAGAUGGAGUUUCUCAAAAAAUAUAUUCCACCUUCCAGGAACCCAGAGAAGCCUCCACCAGCGGUCUGCUGUCACUAAUCCUAUGUUGGGAAGUCAUAUCUGAUGUUCUGAUUUCAAAAGCAUCCUGCAAUAAAAUCAGUAUAUUGAAGAUAAGAACAACAGGCUGGAAAAAAGUAGAUUGCUGGUACUAGAAUAAGCAAACCAACUGGAAGUUUGUUCUUUGAGAGCUUACUUGGACAGAGUGUGUGCACAUUUAGUUUUUUUAAUGUGCAUGUGUAGUUGUAGUUCUGUUAAGCUCCCAUGAGGAAAUGAGCUCUGAGACAGGACUUGGAAGAUAGUCAUGGUAGAUGAUGUCAGGAAGAGAGCUCAGGCCAAAAAAGCCCUGAAUGCAGCACAAGAAUGUGAUGCAAUAAUCUUUGAUUCUUGCUGCAGACUGCUCAGUGUGUGGUGGAGUUUUUGUCGCUUUUCCUUUUUUUUCCCAAGUGCACAAGUAUAACCUGUCAGCUGGUGUGAUGAAUGAUGCUGGUCUGUAGCUGGAGUGGUGUGGCAAGCCCUUCCCCGCUUCAGGACACUUAGUGCUGCAGAUCUGUGAUGCAGCCCCAGCUCUGUCCAGAGGACUGUGGGGCAGGGAGAGGCCACAGCCAGAUUUGUCUGUCUGUGCAAUAAGGAUUGAUCUGCAGGGAACCAUUUGGAAAGCUAAGUCGUGCACAUCUUUCUGCAUGCUCAGGAUAAUCAGCAGCUUCACUAUUACAAUUAGCAUCCUUGCUCCUAGCUCAUGCCAUGAAGAGAGCUGUUUUUCCCAGGUUUCUCUGAAACUUUGGAGGAUCUUGCCUAGCACUCUCUGACAGGUGUCUGGGGGACCACAGGCUUCUUGUGUGACUCGUGCUGGUCACAGCAGCCCAUCUGCUCAGUGUCAGAGCCAAAGGCUGGGCUGUUCAGUGCAGGGGCAGAAGUGCUGCUCCUCAGGCCACUCGCUGCUGUAAUUUUCAAACACAAGUGUUGCAGCUGGGAGCUGGAUCACCCCAUCCCUUUUUUGAGGUGGGUUUAAGGGCUUAUUUAUUUAUUUUAACUGCAACGAUUGCCAGGAUUUGGUGUUGUUGUGGGGUCAACAGGCUGUUAUGUAUGAAUAAUAGAAAGAGAACUCUUCAGAACUUGUCUGGAGUGUAUUGUUUGAGUAUGGGUACAGUUGUAAUGUGGGUAAAGGAGGAAGAACUUUUAAUGAAAACAGAAGAAUUAUUUUUCUAGUUUUAAUCUGGAAGUGGGUGGGCUGCCACUGGAUACAAUUGGACCAGUGUGACUGAACUACAGAAUAAUAAGAGUGACUGCAUAAAACUGUAUUGUUUUCUAACCACAUAGAUAUGGGCUAAACAAUAAAGAUGAGUUCUCUGUGGGUAAUAUACUGCACACCAGCCAGUGAGUCACAGAAGCAUUGCUAAAGUGAAAUAAUUCCAGCAUGUGACUUGACUUGUGACUCUGAAUGAAGAAAUAGCAGUCGUUUUGACAUGUUUUCUGGAAGGAGCUUCUUUUUCUGGGGGCCCCAAUCAAUGGGGAGAUUUAAGUAAUUGUUAUGUCACACUGUAACUUUUGUAAUAAUGUCCUUCAGCUUGUCAUGGUGAAGGCCUUUAUCUGACAAGAAGGGGGAGGCCUUGCUUUUCUUCCCCAUUCUCCCUGGGGUGUGGUUCUGCUGCCUUUCUACUGCCCAAUGGGGCGCUUUUCAUCUUCACUGGGAGCCACUUCAACUUGCACACUGAGAAAAUGCCUGUGUGCUUCCUUCCUGGUUUUCUUUCCUAUCCUUCUGUUCUGGAUUAACUUUUUGCUGGCUUGUAAGAUUCAGUCAUCUCAUGGAGGGAUCCAGUGGUUAUCAGAAUGGUAAAAGGAAUGAGGAAAGUGUGUCAGGGAAUGGGAGGAAAAGGAUCGUGUUUGAUCUCCAAGGAGCCCCUGCUAGUCUGGCUCUGCUGUAGCAUCUAAUUCCACUCUUACAAUGUGUAUGUGUGGACAUCGUAAAUUAAUGAUUCAGAUGCAGAACAAGCGACCUUUGAGAAUGCUGUCAUGCAGAGUUUUAAAAUGUAAGGAAAUGUCAGACUUGAGGGUACUCGUGCAAAAUAAAUUCUGUACACUUCUAGGUACUUCUCAUCUGUUACUGUUAAUACCCAUUUGCUAUCCCUGAGUAAGUUGGUUGGGUUGCCUCCUGGAGAGACUCUUAACUGUUUCUUCAUUAGCAAACUCUGUCUCAAUCUCCAUCCAGACUCUCAAUCUUCUUCCAGUUCACUUUAUUACUUCAGCCCACCCAGCCUCCAGCUAUGGUGUGGUUGUUGUUAUUUUUUUGUGUGUGCUUUGUGGGUUAUUUUUUGGGUUUAGUUUUUGAAGUUCUUUCACUGUUUCCUUCUUAAGCAGCCCCCCAGCAUGGCCCUUUGCAUAGUGCAGUCACUGGCAGGAGACUGAGAAGCAUGCUCUAAAUUGAGCUUUGAUUUCAGCUCUGAUCUGACAUGGUCCACGGCUGAUUGAAAUCAUGUGUUGUCCCCCAGGGAGAGUGACUGCUCUGCUGGUCUCAUCGGGACUCCAGCUUGACAGAAAGGUGUACAGAAUGAGAAUGAAGAUUAUGGAGGUUUGAGUCACUGGGCAAGCUAACUAAAGGCCUCCAGCUGCCAAAUCAGGGUAGAUGUGCACCCCUCAUUGUCAUGAACCAUCUGAUGGAGUAGAAGAGUUUAUCUACUCUUACAAAGCUUUCUUUCUUGAAGAAAAGGUCACCAAAUGCUUUUAAUACUGAAAAACACAUCUUCAUUUUCUAGAACAUCUAAAUUGUUUGGCUGAAACUUGUGCAAAAAAAAAAUUCAGCCUCAGGCAGGCAUCUGGUGUGGAAAGUUUCAGCCCAAACUGCUAUUUUGGCAAAGUUGUAAGCAAUGAAAAUACAUUUUAAGAGUGGAAAGUGUUGAACAAUCUCUGUACUAAGGCAGAACUUAUAUUUUCGUGGAUAAAGGGAACCCGUGAUGGAGUCUAAGCUUGAACUGCAACAACUUUUAUUCCACUUUCCUGUAAGGGAAUGCCCUUACCCAACUUGAAAUUCUCCAUCAAACAACUGUGUAGAUUGAACAUUUUUCUAGCACUUCCAUAGCUACUUUAUGCAGCCUUAGGUGUUACCAAAGGGAAUAUGGAGAGGUUCUGGGCUAACAUAACGAAAACUUGAGGAAAAAAAUAACCUUUGAUUGUGAUGGCAUACAAAGGCAUUUUUGCAGGUUCCUCCAGCACAGUGCAAAGGUCGACAGGAAGACAAGCAGAAGAUUCUGUUAUGGGAUCUAGUUUUAUAAUUAUUUCUAGGCCAUUUUGAGCAUAUGCAUCACCUGGGCUGGAAGUUACUGCAAACCCCCUUGAGUGUCUUGCAUUUGCAUCCCAGAGGAGAUGUUGAGAAACACAGCAACUGCCCUGCACAUCCUGUUUUGAUUUGGUUGAUUUAUUGUCCUGUAAUUUAUAGGGCAGCCAUGUGAAGGGCAUGAAUCUCAAGUUUGACUGACUGCACUGUAAAAGAAAGCUCUUUUCAAUUCACCCUGAAAUUCUUACCACAUUUCUGUCCAGCCAUUCAAGCUUACCCCAGCCACCUGCUUUCAUAGCUCUUGCUGAAACUUGAAACUGGAAGAAAGGUAGAGAAAAUCUUGAUACAGAUUUUUUUUAAUGGUAACCCUACACAGAUUUUUUUGUUUUGUUCCAUUAUGUUUUAUUACGGCUCUAUUCAGUGCUGCUUUAUUUCAACUACCCUUAUAGGCUUCUGUUUUGUGUUUAAGGUCAAAAUUGUUUGGCAAAACGUUAAUCUAUGAAGGGUUUAUGGGCUGAUUGUGAGCCAGAACUCUGUUUCUAGGAUCCUAGCAAUAUCACUUCAGUUACUAUCAUAUCUAGUCUUCCAUAUGAAUCAAGGCUUCUUGUAUCUUCCCUCUUGUCACAUUUUUAAGACCUCUGGCCAUUGAUCUCUCUUGCCAUCUCUGUGUAUUUUGCUGAAAUGUUAAGCAAGAAGCUAGAUGUUUUGAAAGUGCAUGUAAUCACUGCUUUCUGUGUUUGGUGGGAGUACUAACACAUCUCUGAAUUAGAACAUUUUAGUUUUGCUUUUGUCCUCUUGUCACUCUUUUGACUCCUACUCAGUUGUGGCUCAUUUUACAUUCACUUCCUUUUCCACAGUACUGCUAGCUGUUCUUCAGUCUGUAUUUAUAUACUUCUCUUUCUUGUUGCUCACCCUCAUUGAAUGUUGUCUUUUUUUUUUUUUUAUUUCAUGAUAGUUUAUGUUGUACUUUAAGGAAAUACUUGAAUUCUACUAUGUCCAGAUUACUGGAUGCUUCAAUUGUUUUUAAAAAAUAAAAAUAAAACUUCAAUCACCAUCCCCUUUCAGACAGGGAGAAAAUUGAACAGUUUUGAUGUAGAGUUCAUCCUGAUUCUACCCCCCUUCAAGACCCCCCUUCCCACCCCAUCCCCAUCUCCUCUUUUUUUUUCCCAUUGCCAGAAACAUUCCAGAUCGCUCUGUCUGCAGUUCUCUGGACAUCUGAGCACAUACAUGCAUUCUUGAGAUAUAGCAAAAGAUUAUCUGCUUCUCAUGUACUAUUUCUAGCUGAGAAAGCAGCAUAGCUGUUUCAAAAUGCAUCAGUAUUCUAUUAGCCCUUUUCCUCAGUUAAUCUGUGUUAGUUAAUUCAUAGCCCUUGAUAUACACCAAGGCUUCAAGUUCACUGUCUUUAUGAUAUGCAAUUAUUUUAGGCAGAUCCAAUUACUGACUUCUAUUUCAAUAAAUUGAAUUCCUCUACAUGAAUGCCUCCUGAAUUUCUCUACUAAAGAUCCUGUUGGCAUAGAGUGAAAGGUUGUAAGGGUUUAAUCAGUUUUAGCGUACUCUAUUUUUUUUUACUGUCCUUUCCAAAUGCAGUUUUGGAAAACCCCUAAUUGUAUUUUCUGAUGGUUAUUUGGUGGAUUUAGUGUAAACUACUGUCUGAGCUCACAAUAUGGCAACACAGCAUAAGAAUUUUUGUGACACGGGUAGUCUUCUAGUGUUAACAGCAUAUGUGAGGAAUGUGAAUAAAUUCAAAUUAGGGGUUUUAAUUAAGAGGAAGAACAAGCAACCCUGCUUUCUGCAGAGGGCUGGUGCUCAGCCUUGUUGGGUUCAAAACAUUGAAGUCAGGAUGUGUCAAAUAUGCAUUCAUUCUCAACUAUGUUUCUCCAUUACCUGUUUUCUUUAAGAACCUGUUUCCCAGUGAUUUCACGUCGCAUGUUUAUUCUUCAGAACUUUUAAAAGGUCACUCAUCAUUUCAAGGGCUCUCUCAGGUGAUUAGAAAUCAGUCUCACUUUCUGAACAUUAGCUGAUCUAGGUGAAAACAUAGUAACUGAGUCAAUUUGUUAUUUAGUUUCUAAGAUUACAGUUGUAGAUGUGUGUUUCGUGUCCGAAGAAGCUUUUACUCCUGUGAUCAAAUAGCAAGGCAAGCCUCGUGGAAAUGAUGAGUUCAUAUAUUGUUGGAAACUAAAUUAGAAUUUUUAAAUUAUACUUAAAAUUUACAAUAUCCUAUGAAAUCUUUGCAGGAGAAAAAAAAAUCUAUGCAAUCUUAUUUACUGUUUCAAAAGCUUUGCUGUAGUUGGGAAGUCUGAUAUGUCUAUAGCCUUGGUGUUCUGUAUUACUAUCUUCUAGGAACUGAAUUCAGACAAUGUCAGUAACCAGAGGGAUUUGUAUCUUAAUAUUCUGGUGGGUACAUGAAAGCAUUUUACCAACUCAGAGAUCAGUAUCAUAGUCUGUAUUUGUUUUGUGCUUUAAGCCACAAUUUUAACUAGGAGCUAAAUAAUAUUAUGCAUGAAUAUAUCUUUACAUCUGCAGAAUAUAUAUAACAACUUUUCUCAAAGUAAAACAAAAUACACAUCCCCAUCACUCCACCUCAGAAAGCAUUGCCUGAAUUUUGUUGUUGGAAACAAAUUUCUUAUUUUCUUGGCAGGGAGAAAAUGUGGGUGGGAUGUAUUCACCUUUUUCUCUCUGUCUAGUUUUUACAGAGCAUCAGUUUGAUGCCAUCCAUAAUAGUUUAUGCAUAUUGGAAUAACAGUUUCUCCCUACAAAACUGUGGUGGAGCAUGACUUUGAAUUAAUUUAGAUGUGUUUUAGUAUUGUCAGACUUAAAAAUCUGCUCUAUGCUAAUGCUAAUUUUAUCAAGUUAAAUAUGAAUUUUUUAAAACUAUGUUCUUUGUAUGCUAUCUCAUUUAAUCAACUGAGGUAUAGUAUAUUCUUAUAAUCACAUGCUUUUGAAUAAUGUGCAGUAUCCCUGGUUUUUAAUUAUUAAUGCAAAUACAACUUAUGUCUGCCAAGACAAGGAGGGAAAAAAGGCAAAUUGAGGUUUUCUCUGUUAAUUGUUUGCAUCCUUCAUUUGUCUUAAUAAGGAACUGCUUAUUUGUGAGUGAUAAGUGUACAUAAAUACGCUGCCAGCAAACCUAAAUGAAUGCUUUUUUUUUUCUGCUGUCUUAGAAAGUAAAUGAGGGAAUGGACAAGUCAGCACUAUUUUUCUCAGUGUUGCUAGACACUUGUUUUUUUUAUGGUUUCAAACAAGCUUAGGGUAAUUCCAGCUUUCUGAGCAAUGUUAGUAUUUGCUCAUCAUGAUCUUCAGGACAUGACUCUGCAGAGUGAAGGGAAAUUUCUGUUAAUCUUAGGAGCUGUAUAGAGCUGUGAUCCUUCAUUUAGAAGACUUUCAAUGGUAGCCUACCCUUAGGAAACUCGAUUAUUUGGACUUUUAAAAUGGGAUGAUGUAUCCAUAUUUAAUGUAACUCAAAUUGUCUUCAGCAGCAUUCUUCUGUGCAUUGUUUCCUAGUAUUUUCAGGAGACAAAAUAUAAUUUAAAUUGCACAGAGGGAUCACUACCUGCUUUAAGACACUUCUUGGUCUUCUCCUCCCAAAGGAAUAGUAAUUUAAGCUUUGAGGUUUAGCAUGUCAUUUUAAAGAAACAGUCCAUUUAAAGGUUAGACUUACUUCCAUAAUCUCAUGUUCUUUAUGGAUUUAAGGGAGUUGCUUUUAAGAGUUUAUAGGUUUCAUGUUUCUUGGUCUUAGUUGAGUAUAGGUUGAUUUUUUUUACCCUCCAGCAUUAUAUUUUUCAAUAUAGAAAUGUUACUGCUGUUUGAUAAAUUUCAGUCUUUUAUAUUAAACUUCUUUUUACAAAUUCCCCAAGAGUUUCCAAAGGUUUAACAGUAUUGAUCAUUCUUUUGCAUACAUUUAAAUUAUCUGCCAUUCUUUUACAGCUUCUUGUAGAAUUGAGUAUCACUUUUCCUACGUAAUCAUUUAAUAUUUGUAUUAUAAGACUUCUGGUAAUGUCACUUUUUCUACUGGUGAGUGUUGAAAAGAAUCUGUAAGGUGCAAGGACACCUUCUUGUGUCAGACCUUCCCCAGAUCAGUCUGCCUGUUUUUGCUCCAGUGCUGUCAAGAAGUGGUGGUGCUGCUGAGAUGACCUGCUGGGUUUUCUUGGGGAAUGGCACAGGCUUUCUGAGUUGGCUGUCAGCAGCCAGGCUCUUGGAGUAUGAACAAGCUGUCAGUCUCCACACAGCUUCCUGUGAAAAAAAACCAAACAACAACGAAACUACGAGUUUGAAAACAAGGGAGACGAUUGUUUUACUGGGUGUACGAUGUCAAACAGUGGGCAGUCCUUGUAGCCUCCCCCACCAGCCUGCAGUGUCAUGUGCCAGUAUGAAUGUUAAAAAAGAAACGCAUACUUCGGAGCUCAGCAUCCAAGAAAGAAAAAAGGAGGAACUAAACAGAGAGCAAAUUAUUGCACUGCUUGCAAGACUUGAGGCUGUUCACUUUUUCUCCUGAGAAGCUUCAUCUUGGCCUUUGUGAGAGAGUUGAGACAAUAGUCAGAGCAGCCACAGUGAUUUUCUUAGGGUCCUUUUCCUUUUUUAAUUUAAUUUUUUCUCCCUUAUGUCUGGAUUCUAAGUGUGCUGCACUGAUCACAAGCACUGGACAUCAAUAUGUGUCAUGUCAUUGUAACAUGUCGGUCAAUGCUCUGGACUCUCCUGAGUAUCGUGGUGGCUUUUGCAGAGCUCAUUGCCUUCAUGAGUGCAGACUGGCUGAUUGGCAAAGCAAAGCCUUCAAGCUCCGAGGAGGUGGACAACAGAACGGGGGGACAGCAGGAGCCCUACCGUCCAACGCUGGGCAUCUACGGGCGCUGCACCAGGAUCUCCCACAUGCAGUUCUCUAGACGAGACACGCUUUGUGGUCCUUACGCUGAAAACUUCAGUGAGAUUGCCAGUGGCUUCUGGCAGGCAACCGCUAUUUUCCUAGCCAUGGGAAUCAUGAUUCUCUGCACCGUGGCAUUUGUGUCUGUCUUUACUAUGUGUGUGCAGAGUAUUAUGAAGAAAAGCAUUUUUAAUGUCUGUGGGCUGCUACAAGGGAUUGCAGGGCUCUUCCUUAUCUUAGGCUUGAUACUUUACCCUGCAGGUUGGGGAUGCCAGAAGGCGAUAAGCUAUUGUGGACCUUAUGCUUCUGCUUACAAACUAGGAGACUGCUCCUUGGGCUGGGCUUUCUACACAGCAAUCGGCGGCACUGUUCUGACAUUCAUCUGUGCAGUCUUCUCGGCGCAAGCUGAAAUAGCCACAUCCAGUGACAAAGUGCAAGAAGAAAUAGAAGAAGGAAAAAACCUUAUCUGCCUCCUUUAACUCCAGUGGGGAAAAAUACCAGCACCUGGAUCUUUAUCUUUCCAUUCAGCUUUCCAUUGACUGGGCAAGCAGAUCCAUUUACCUGUUUUUACCAUUUGUGUGAUUGAGCCCCAUGCAUUCCAACCCUGAACUACUGAAAGGGUCUUUCUUCUUUGCUGGGCAAUGAGGAUCAUAGAAAGGAUCCCAGGAAAGCAGAAUGUAAAUACAUGGGGAUAUUUUUAGUUUCAUUCUGUGAUCAGGACACAGUGGAAUAUAUUAAUCUGACUGGGGAUGUGAGUAAUCACAUGUAUAUAGCAGGAAUGUUGUUAAAACUGAAAAAUCCUGAUUGAUCGGAUUGCCUAACUCACCUUGGUCACUUUGAAGAAUUUGGGUUUAAAAUAAUAAAAGCCAGCACAUUUUAUUUUCUUAAGCAAAAGAGAAGCCUAUUUUAAUGAGGCUUUGUUUCCAAGGGCUCCCCUCACUGGUGUGUAUUUCUUCACCAUCACCUGCUUUGGUACCAUUUUCAUGGAGGUGCUUUUUGGUACUGAACUUCCUAGAAGUACAGUGCCUUCUUGGGUAUUAACUCUUUGUUGGAGAGAGCAAAGCUGAUGUUUACACCAAUCUGAAGGCAUUUAGAAAGUCAAGUCCUUGCCAGGUUUCUCUCUCUUGAAUCUUAGAGCACAAGCUAUAUGCAACUUAGUACUUAGCAGGUAAAUAUUGUUUCCACUGACUAGACAGAAAAGCUGUUGUUAGCUCUCACUUGAUUCAGACAAAACUGAAAUAUUUCUACAGCCUUUAUUAAAACUUCUGAAAUCCCAAGCAGACAAGAGCUCCCCACAGCACCAGCCUUAUCUGGGCUGCAGCCUCUCCUACAACUGUGGAUUCCACAUUGUAAUUCAACAUUGUACUUUUUCUCUCGUCAGUGAAACGACGUUCCCAGACUACAGAUCAGUCUGUCUCAUGACCCAGACGCACAUGAGUCUUUAGGAAAUUUAAAAUUUUGAGGAAGCCUUUACAAAUUCUAUGUGGCUGGGAAGAUUUUUUUCCUUUUUAUUUUUUUUUGUGUCUGUGUAGUAGUAGACCUUUUUCCAGCUAAAUCAGCAGAAAUUAAACAGAUGUUGCCACAAAUACCAUUUUUUUCUCAAAGCCAGCUCGUGUUGUUAUUUGUGGUGUUGCCUCACUUACUAGAACUACUUCUCAUACCAAGUUUGUAAGGUAUUUUAACAAAUAAAGGAAUGAUGCAACUGUGCCAUAGGAGCAUUGGGGAUAAUUGAUCUAAGUAGUUCUAAUUAAAUACUAGGUGAAUUUUAGAUUCCUGUUCUUACUUCUUGGUAGUUUAACAUCAUCUAGUGGCAGUGUUGCUUCACUAUUACUCAGAGCAGAGAUUCUUGCUUUUUGCCUGGUCAUCCCCUUAAAAUGUGCUAUUAGUUAUUAAAAAAUCGUUGUUACUGUCCAGGUAAGCAGCUGCUUUCAAGGCACUGCUGAUGUGCUUCACAAGACAAGAGCUGUUCAGCAUUCCUGACAGCAGGCCUGGGGCAGCCUGGAGGACUGGCAAACAGUCACGGAGCUGGAGUCCCCUUCCAGCACCUGCUGCCCACCAGUGACAGAGCAGCUCCAGCCUGUGCCUCUGUACCCAUGGCACCUGACGCCUGUGCACUGGACAGAUGCACAGGUGACCUCUGGGAUGCAGUGCAACAAAGUCAACUUCUGCCUGUAUUCAUAAAGGGAUUGUUUUAACCUAGUCUCUUCUUGCAUUCACCUGCUCCUGCAACCCACAUCCACCAUCUUCUACUUUAAAACGGGUAACUCAAUUUUCUUUUAAAUAUUGAAUUUAAAUCCCCUCCAAAAGUUAUGGUCUGGGACCAACUGCCGGCACAAAUCAAGAUUUUAAUAAAGCGAAAUUACCACCAAAAAGUGGUGCUUGAGGGUGAAAAUCAGAGCCCACACACCCUGUCCACACCUGUGUGUCUCAUUGGCUUUGCCCCAUACACAUCCCCCACACCUGAAGGACAAUACCCCAGGCUUGUACCUGGGGUCCAGCAAGACUUCCUCCAGGCAUUCCUCCUGAGCCCCUUCUGGAGCAUGCACUGAACCUGCUCAGCUCUGCCCUGCCCUCCGGGACCCUGCAGAUGGAAAAGAGGGGGUAAGCAGUUGUAUGAGUACCAUAUAAAUCAGCUAAAAAUUAAUUACUAAGCAGAUGUACGGUUUUAGCUUACUUAGGUGGGUAGCAACCCAAAGUCCAGGUCACCUCUGCCAACAAGUCUUGACACAGUAUUAGGGUGAAAAAUGCUGCAUUGGCUUAAGCACUUGACUAGGCAGAAUCAGGUCAGGUUAGUCCUUACAAAGGUUGAGAGAGCAACUCUGCUCUGGUUGAGAAGUAAACAACGAACAACCUUCAUUCAUGUUACUAGCUGACCUCUGCUGUGAUCCACAUGAUGCUUAAAAAAUUUCAAUAGUACAUUUUGUUUGAGUUUGGGUUUUUAAGUGGCAAUUUUGCUUUUGUUUGCAUUAGUAACCAAGAAGAACCAGCUUUUCUGCUUGUUGCUGGCAUAUUAUCAGCUUGCUCUGCAAGAGCAUGAUUAACUAACUUGCAAGAAUAUCCAUAUUCACAUAGUACAGAUAGAAGACAGGCUGGGAAGAAAUACAGAGGAGGAAUAAUCAGAAUUUCUUUUCUCAGGGUUCUGUUUUUCCAGCAAGUGAUAAGGUGGUAUAUAUAGUGAAUUUUUUUUUCUUGGAUGAGGUUUUCAGGUGCAGGGUGCACUCAUUAAAUUUCACAGCUGUUUAAAUUGCUCCUGAAGUUCACCUCAGCAGUAGCUUUCAAAGGCACUCUGGGAAAGAAAAAAAGCAAAAUCAGCUUAAAGCUAAUUUAAUUGAUUUCAUGAGGGGGCUGUACAAUGUAACUGCUUCUUAAUGUACAUGCACUGCAUAGGAUCUAGAGGAAUUUGCUGUGGAUUCUUUAAAACCUGUGUGCCAGUUAGUUCAGUUUAACUUUGUUUUGUGGUAUUGAAGAUUUCUUCAGACAUCUGUGGUUUCAUCAACUUCUUAAACUUAUAUUCAGUGAAGUGCCAUAGACCGUUUUUAAUUGUAGCAUAUUUAAAUAUAUAUAUAUAUAUAUAUAUAUAUAUAUAUACACACACACACAUAUAUAUAUAUAUAUAUACACACAGACUUGUGUGAGACGUGCAAUACAAGGAAUGGGUUUUGUGGGGGGUUUUUUGGUUAUUUUGUUGGUUUUUGGGUUGUGUUUUUUUUAGUUUUUGCUACUAAACAAGUGAUUGGAAAAGGGACUUCCCAGAGAAGUGGCUGGAGUUUGGUGGUGUGGAUAUAGCGUAAUGCAAUAAAAUCACUGAUGUUGAAGAUCAAUACAACAGUAAUAAUAACAGCUUGAAGAUUUAACAAAAAUAUCUUCUGGAUUGAUUUUAAUUUCUCAGAAUACAGACAUUUCCAGUGUGAAGCUGUGUCCACCUCUUGCCAGUAACACUCAAAAAGCUGAAAAAGCUCAGCAAGGUUUCUUAGUGUGCUUUAUUUGUAAUGUGGCACUGCAAAAAAACAUUGCUACUGAGCAAUUUCUGGGUUGUCUAUAUCACCUUUGUAUCUAUUUUACUCAAUAAAGUUAUCUGGAUUCUGAGAUUUUUUUUUUUAGCCAAAUAGUUUCCAUUUUGCAUUGUUACCCCCCCCCUCCCCCCCCAAAAGUCUCCCACAUCCUAGUGGUAAAUGGAGAGGAGUUCAGGCCUUCCUUGAAAGCCACGGGCACUGAAGCCUACACCUCAAGGAAAAGGUCCAACAAAAGCAGAGCAUGGCAGCAACGUAAACACAGCUCCUUGGUAUAGGAAGCGCAGCUGCAGUGAUCCAGCUAGAGUAGGUUUUGAGCCAUGGUUUAUUUGUGGUACUGUUUUUCUGUUCUUGACUCACCACUAUGUACAUUUGUUAGCAUGAAUGAUGUACCUAAUGUCUUCUUUUUAAUCUAAAUUUCAAUUAAAUGUGAGUUUUUGAACUUUUAUCAGGAGUCUGACUACCUUAAUACAAGCAUAUUGGACAAGUUGAGCCAAGCUGAGCUUUGAUUGUAGCUUUAAUAACAUUUAAGAUCCUAGUCCAGUGAUGUAUUUCAGAUUCCUAUCUGACUUAUACACUUAAUACUGCUUACUGAUCGGAAAUAUGUGAUCUGAAAUUGUAACUAUGUGUUAUACAAUACAGUUGCAUUAAAGAGACUUUCUAAUUGAA
Messenger RNA from Motacilla alba alba, 15550 nucleotides. RefSeq names its product LHFPL tetraspan subfamily member 2 (gene LHFPL2). Gene Ontology annotation, cellular component: membrane. The record is from RefSeq and is a predicted model, not a curated record. Bases 10664 to 11350 code for a protein of 228 amino acids. The transcript is spliced from 4 exons. NCBI's taxonomy places the organism in Eukaryota, Metazoa, Chordata, Aves, Passeriformes, Motacillidae.